Molecule: messenger RNA, 2621 nt
Organism: Pararge aegeria (speckled wood butterfly)
Lineage: Eukaryota; Metazoa; Arthropoda; Insecta; Lepidoptera; Nymphalidae
Gene: Zwilch
Exons: 14
Coding region: 66-2198 (710 amino acids)
Biological process (GO): protein localization to kinetochore; mitotic spindle assembly checkpoint signaling
Cellular component (GO): RZZ complex
Source: RefSeq, a predicted model, not a curated record
AAUAAAUUCAACGGAUUCGAGUCAGUCCUUGAGAAUAUUAUUAAUAAUUAUUUUUUAAAUAAAAAAUGGAGAGUUUAUUUCAACCAAUUAUAGACAGAUAUUCAAAAUAUGUAAUAGAAAAACAAACAAGCCCAAGUUAUGUGGAAAUGUAUACGCAAGAAAUUAAAGAAAUCACCAUAGUGUACGCCAAAGCAAAACAACCGAACACAACAUCGGGUCCUACUAAAAAUAAUAAUGAAAAAGAGGAAUUAGACUUAACAGGAUCUCCACUGAAGUUAGACUUGAGUUUGCAUACUAUACUCGAUGAUACUAUGUUAUCUGAUGAACCUCAGUUGUGGAGAAAGGAAGAGGUGUUACAUGCGCCUAUAGAGAUGGAUCAAGCAAGAGACAUACUCAACCUUUACAGCCAAAGUUGUAGUGCAGUACCUAAAGAAGAUUCAAUACCUAUGUGGAUACUUUGCAAACCGGCUGAAGCUAAAACAGUACUUAUUAAUAGCCAGUCAAAUGUAGAGGAAUUUGCUAGAGGCAUUGUUACUUAUGUAGGCUCAAUGUUACUAGAAGAAGUAGAUGUUGACAAUUUAGUUCAAGAGUUCGCAUCACAAGAGCAAGUUAGUGAAAAUUUGAUUACAGUAUCUGUAGACUGCAAGUACACAAUAUCAGGUAUAUCAUACAGCUCUCUCACAAUGGAGGAACAACUGAAUGCACCACAUGGCGGUGUUACUGAGCUUUAUUGUGAAUGGAGUGCUAAGACUCUUCUGAUACCCUUUAUUAGCUGUAAAGUCCAAUUUGAACAAGAAGUGGCUAUAGGUCACUUGGCAAGCCCGUGCAAUGCUAUAUGGAAGUCAGUCACUGCAUUACACAACAUCAAUCAACUUCUAGUAGACAUGACUGCAGCUGGACUCAACUCCGUUAACUUAGAAACUGCUGUUAUAAGAAACAUCUUCCAAGGAAUGAAACGUCUAAACAACACAAAACGUCUCAACAACUUGCUGAAUGAAACGGAAACAUACACUUAUACUGCGGAGUGCCCCGCAGGUGGUUGUGUUUGUAUCACAGAAGACACAAGUAGCUUACGACAGUGCAUGUCCAAUAUGACCACCCAGGGCUCAAGCAACGACUUUACUUACAAAUUAUGGGAUAUUUUAAGAGACUGUGAAACAGCAGAGGAGCUCAUAUCAUUAUUAAUGCAGGCUCUUAAAUUUAUAUCUUCGGGGAAAAUACGACCUUUUAUUGAUGUUAACAACAAAAGCUACCUGUCGAAAUUAGUAUUAAAACUGUCUCGAGGCCACUCCCAAACUGCCAAAGUUCUUAAAAACCUUCGUUCAAGUCCACCGCAAACGCUAUCCCUCGUAGCACAGGUUGGCAUAGAGAAAACUAUGUGGGAGUACACAAGAGUGAUGUCUCUUUUGGAACAUUCUUUCUUUAUAGCCGGGAUCUGGAAUGCAGAUGCAAGGUCCCACGAAUCCAUAGAGCAGAUAAACCAAACUAUACAAGACAUGACAAUGGGCGGAGAUUUUACUUUAAAUCCAUUUGAAAACAUCGCCACAUCGGAAAAUUCGAUACGCAUCGACGCCGAAUCAUUUUGUAUAGAAGACCCGAACGAAUUGACUGUUGAUGACUUUGCGUCUCUGAAGAAACACGGAUUAGUGAGCGAAAAGAAAGAUGCUAAUGAGGUACCAUUAAUAGCAGAUGAAAUAGACAUAAGCCCUUGGAAGAAUUUGCUGAUGAAGUUUGCUCAAGUCCACGUUUGCUUAGAGCAUCUAUACCGCGCAGAAAUGUGCUUGAGAGCUGAUUUCGCUCAACUGAAGCCGAUGGCAUCGAAACUUCUAGAAUACUACGUAUCAGAGAAGUCUCCCAUCAAAACAGUAGGACAACUAAUGAGCGAACCAGUUCAAAAGAUUUGCAUACCGAUCGCAAACAAUGUCGUUCAGGAUCAUUUAAAAAAACCGGCGUUUUGGUACCGAAUGCAGCUGAAGAAAAAGGCAAACUGCUCAGAAGGUCUCCGUAGAGAUUGCCGAAUGAUCUACGUUUACUCUCAGCAACCCGUUUUCCCACCACAAGUUUGGCAGCAUAUAGAUCCUCCCACUGAAGACGUUGCCGAGGUGACAACUGUUGAGGAGUUGCGAUAUAUUUGCACUAAAUAUGUUCAUCUCAGGAACCCAUUGUCGAGGAAAAUGGACUUCUUGAACAGUAACUAAAUCACCAGUUUACUGUUUACCUUUGUUUUCAUGGAAAUCUUCUAACCUAAAGCUAAAAUCGACUUCGUAACCUUAAUGUAUAAUCCACCUUAUGUAAAUCUAUUAAGUGUUACAAAUUUUCAUUUUGAUUUUACCAACUUUCCGCCAAGAGCGCUGAGUGAAGCAGUAUACACGAAUUAAGGCUUUUAAACAAAGCAGAAAAGUUCCAUUUUACUUUAAUGUCUCAGUGUUUUUCCUGAACUGCAAAAAAAAUUUAAACCAGGACUUUAUAUUUAUAAUAAUAACAGGCAAAUCAGUGUGUUUUAUUCAAUUCUUUCAAUUUUUUUGAGUAUGAUUGUAUUUAGGAUGUUUUAAAGUCUACAGGAUGAAAUUUGUACUGAUGUUUAGUUUUAAGUAAAAUUGUGAUACUAUUGUAUAUUUUAU